AUGGCCUCGCCGUUGGGAUUUUAUCCUGAGCUUCUGCCGAGUCAUCCUCCGAACUACCAUAAGCAGCCAACCUUGAAAAAGACUGCCCCUUCCGAGCCAAAAGGGUUGGUAACUUAUAUCUUCCAUGACCUCCAUGCCGUCGACUAUUUCAAGGAUGCUUUUGCUGGCGAAUUUUACAUGAUGGAAGAGACUAGUAUUAGUGGUAUUGACAUCUAUAUGGUUGAACAGUGGGUUAUUGACAGGAAAAUUGGAACCGUGGUCGCCGCAUACACUGGUAAUGUCACAAAUCGUGUCCGUGCUGUUAAGUUCCGGGUUGAAAAAAAGCAAAGUCGACAUUACCCUGUCAAGUUUCAAGAAUACAUCAACUGGUUAGCUGUGAAUCAUGCUCGGAUGAAGCUGAUGGAGGAGCCGAGGAAUGAUUCGCAACUGCUGGUGAAUCUAGAGGAACACAACCAAGAAGUUUGUUUCGUUACAAAUUUGGCAUCCCUUCCGCUGUAUCUCAACUUAAUACCUAUCCCAGAUGGUGACGUGAGAAAGGUUUCAACCAACUUUGUCAUAAACUCGAAUCUCAAACGUCUUAGAUGUUCAGGGCGGUCGAUGCUGUUGAUCACCCCGAAAAUAUCUGAUGCCAAUGUUGAUAAGUUUCGGCAGAUUUACCGAAUUUGCAAUGCAAAUAUACCGUGCCAAUUUUCUGUUAGGGAGUUGGUGAACGUUAUACAGAUUUCAUUGUGGUACUUUGGCUUAUUGGAUAUAAAUUAUGCUGAUGGGUUACUUUGUCGCAAGACGGAAGAAGCCAUAUCAAAUUGGUGGACCAGAGUCGCGAUGGUUCAUCUUCGACAUGUGAAAAAACAACCAGAAAGUGAAGGUAUUUUACCUGCUGAUACUGUGGCAGCAAUUAUUGGAAUGGUCUUACUGUGUCGAAUGAGAUUGAAUAUGGUAGGCUGCGAUCCUCCCAAGGACCCAUACGAUUUCGAAAACUUUGUUCACACUGUGACGCAAUUCCAAAAACUGAAGAAUUUGCCGGUAACCAAAAAGCUUGAUCUGGAAACUUUACAAAGGUUAUUCGAAUUGACCAGUACCAAAGUCAUCAGCAACAACAAACCCGUAAUUAGCAUUGAUGAUGAUGAUGAAGAGCGAAUGCCUUAUUUGUCAAAGAAAAAUCGACAUUAUUACUCUAAGGAACUCAAAAAGUUUACCAAUGUUGUGAAAAAUACAGUACAGGACCAUAUCAAUGCUGCUGGAUCCAAAGAAGAGGAUAUGAUCAAUUCGAAGUCUGGAGUUAUGAUUCGAAACAAGAUCUCCAAAUUAGCUGAACCUAUGAACCCGGCUGAUGUGGAAGCCUUGAAAUUGGAUACUUUGGUCAAGGGCUAUUUACCGGGAAAAACCUUGAAUCGUUUAUUUUACGGUGUUACCAAGUCUAGUCUCUCAAACUUGCCCAUUGAUAUGAAUGGUCAUAUUCGUGGAUCACAACUAAUGCAACUGAAAAACUCCUACGAAUUCAUGUCUCUUUAUCUGAAGGUUCUGCUGUGGGGGCCUCUAUUCAGCGAAGGACAAGCUGGAGAUUUGCUGAAGUAUUCUCGUGGAUUAAAGCGAAUGGGCUUGAAGAAGACCUCCUCCCUGGUACGCCCAAUGGUUACGGAGACUGAGUCUAAGACUCAAGAGUCGGUACAUGUUACUGCGCCUGAUAUUAUACAAGAUGACGCUGGUGACUCAAAGUCCACAACAACUACAGUGUCGUAUCGACCCCUCACCCACUUUCGGAAUGCCUUGAAUAGGCGAAACUCGUAUCCAUUUUCUGCUCAAGAAAUAAAUUUGAACAUGUUGGAGCACACAAAACUCGAUGUAAAUCAUGAUGCUAAAGUGCUUGACACGCAUAUCCGUUUAGUCAGAUCUCAAAGCUGCUCAGAAAUUGAGGAAUACAUUCUUCGACCAGCAAAGUCUACAACAAAUACGAUGACAAAGUUUUCACUUGAUUAUUUGCAAAAGGUUGAAUUAUUUAUCAGAUAUCUGUCUCUUCGGAAGUUGUACGACUCUGACUUCAGUGCUGAUGCUUGUGCGUGUACCACUAAUGCAAAUGUGGUUAGAAAUUUCGGGGUAUUGAAUCAUGAUUUGUAUCGUCUUCAGACCGCUUAUUCGCAAAUGACCGCUAACAAGUCCAAAAUCAUAGACGAGGAAUUGCAAGGAAAGUUAGAAUACCAAAUUAAUCAACUCAAUUCCACCGUUGAUAGACUCGACUACGAGUUGAGGUUGGUUGAUAAGCGGGUUGAUGAAUUUGAAAAGCUGACGAACGAUUUAGAAAUGGUUGUGACUAAUCAUCAGAAGCGGUUAACUCAUAUGGCGGAAGGUGUGGUGAACUCUGAAGGGUUUUUUCAGGUCUGCCCCUCGCGUUCCGAGCGUCGUGACAUAGAGGUGAAGCUUUUGGGAAAACCCAUUAAUCAUUUGAAUACCUACACCAUGGAGUCUGAACCCCAAUCGACAUGGAUGACGAGCUUCUUUUUGAUGGUUUAUAACGCUUUCGCGUAUUUAUCGCAAUUACUUCAUUUUGAUCGGGCGAAUAUGAAUAUUGAUCGCAUUCGCAAGUCAUGGAUCAAGGUUGAUCCGAAUAGAACGAUCAUCAAUCGCGCUUACUCUAUGGUAGGGAAGCGCCCUUCGCGGAAUAGUGUUGCACUGUCUAAACCUAAUCAAAUGCUGGGAAGUGAUAAUCACGAUGACUGCAAAACUCUGUUAGACGAUAAUUUCAAUCGUAAACCAGAGAACGGCUCACUUCAUGAGCACUUUGAUGUCGACAACGAAGAGGACCCAUUAUUUGAAUCAUCGCAGGUUGAAGAGACUCAGAAAACAUAA
Diutina rugosa is the source of this 2844-nucleotide messenger RNA. RefSeq lists its product as uncharacterized. The record is from RefSeq and is a predicted model, not a curated record. Lineage: Eukaryota; Fungi; Ascomycota; Pichiomycetes; Serinales; Debaryomycetaceae. Gene Ontology annotation, cellular component: Sin3-type complex. The transcript has a single exon. Bases 1 to 2844 code for a protein of 947 amino acids.